Silurus meridionalis is the source of this 5795-nucleotide messenger RNA. It is a transcript of the gene arap3, whose product is annotated as ArfGAP with RhoGAP domain, ankyrin repeat and PH domain 3. Bases 256 to 5370 code for a protein of 1704 amino acids. NCBI's taxonomy places the organism in Eukaryota, Metazoa, Chordata, Actinopteri, Siluriformes, Siluridae. Gene Ontology annotation, molecular function: GTPase activator activity; phosphatidylinositol-3,4,5-trisphosphate binding; protein binding. Gene Ontology annotation, biological process: signal transduction; positive regulation of GTPase activity. The transcript has 34 exons. The record is from RefSeq and is a predicted model, not a curated record.
GCACUUCUGACUCGGGCGCGCGAGCUUUCAGCGGCUUGUCCCCAGCACUCAGUGACAGAGUUUAAGAAAACAGCAGGCGACUUUACGCGAUAUUUCUUUCUGCAAAGCGACUUUGCUGCCUGGAUUUCGACACGGUCUACACAAGCCCAAGCUUGGAAAAUGUAACCCGGCCAAAGAAAAUAAGAUGAGGAACUGGCAUCCUCAUCUCCUCUUGGCCAGUGUUUCUGCAUUGCAUGCAGGCUAAUCCCAUAGCCCAUGUACACUAUGGCAACAAUUGAUUCAGCCUCAGAUGCACAAGACCUGUUGGCUUCCAUUCACCUUGAAAGAUAUCUGAACCACUUUAGACAAGCAGGGUUUCUUCUGGCCCGGGACUUCUGUCAUGUAGACAAUACUGCUCUUAACAGACUUGGAGUGAUCGCCACUGGCCACAGGAAGCGGAUUCUCAAACUGGUCGAGCACAUUCAGCUGAUCUGUAAGUAUCAUAGGACGGACACUGCGCUGGAUCGCUGUAACUCAGAGUCAGCCAUCAAUGAAGUAACUCCUGAUGGAAAUCUUUCACCUCAAGGAAAAGCAGACACAUCUUUUGAAUCUCUGCGCAACAUUUCAGCACCAAAUUCAUCUGCGUUUGUGAAACGCUCCCACUCAGCGUGUAGUGCUACCGUUGUGAAGCCUGUCCCGAAACCUAGAACUGUUUUUAACAAAAAUAAUGUGACGCAGUCUUCUAAACCUGUGCAGCAGGAAGUGCAGCUCUACGGAAGGUCCUCCCAGGAUUCUGCUUGUUUUGCUAUUCUGGAAGGUUCUUCUGCAGAAGUACCUAGCUUAACCUCAAUAGGCCUGAAACAAAGCUUAAGUGAAGAGAUCUUAGAAAAAAGUAUUUCAUCCCCAGACGUUAGUGGACCACUACCUCCAGUACCCCCAAGGGUCAAACGUGGGGCUCCCCCAUCCAUUGUCAGGGGCAUGUCAAGCCAGGCCCAGCAGAGCACUCCUCCACUGCCCCCUUUUCCUGACUCCCCUUCCAGUUAUCAGUGUUCUCCUUUCACCAGUGUACCUGGUUCACCUCCUAGCCCUCCAUGCUCUAGCCUAGAGAUGGUCUCCAAUGAAAUAUACAGUGGCACUUUACCUGCUAUUUCACCUACAAUCUGGAGCCGCUCUAUUCCAAUCCCACCGCCACGCCAAGAGCCAAACACAUCUGCUGCCAGUAAUAGCACUUUAAAUGACACCUCAUCAGAACUGUCUAAACGUACAUUGGCUUCUGCUGAGAACCAGGAGGAAAUGAUCAGUCCAUACUGUGAAACGGUUUUCCAUGGCAAGUGGCAAAAUAAGCAUCCUGAGGAUGAAAGGCCUCCCAAAAGUGGGGAUAAGACUGGAAUCAAAGAUAAUAAACCAGAAGAUGAUCACAGGAUUCAGAACCAGUUCAGUCUCAAACAGCAGUCUCGUGGCAGUCCUGGUAACUCCCCAGGCUAUAGCACAGUUGGCGAGUCAUCUUCAGCCUCACACUCCUUUUCUUUGCCUCCAUAUAGCCUUUACCCCAGUGAACUUGAUGAGGACCAAUUUAUCUCCCCAUAUGCUAGUUUCACCUCACUAUCUGAGAGGCCUGCACCCAUCCUCAAUGGCUGGUUGGACAAACUUUCCCCCCAAGGGUAUGCCCUGUCUGGGUUCCUGCUCUCCUCCUGUUUCUGCAUUUCCUCCCUUCUUGAGGGCUGUCUUUGUCUCCUGUCCAUCCUUUCCUGCCGGAAUUACGUGUUCCAGAAGCGCUAUGUAAAGUUUGAUGGAAAGAAUCUGAUGUAUUAUGGCAGUGAAAAGGACACAUACCCAAAAGGUGUGAUUCCUCUUGGCGCUAUACAAAUGGCCAGAGCAGCCAAAGACAACAAAUUUGAAGUUGUGACGAAUCACAGGACAUUUGUUUUCCGUGCAGACAAUGAAGUGCAGAGAAGUAAGUGGUGCAGUGUGCUGCAGGAGUGGGUGAAGGAGCAGAUGGUGUUUGGUCGGCCACGUUUUGGCCCAGGGAGCCACUGCCAGAAGAAUGGUCUGUUAGAGCUUAAAGGGAUAAAGUCAAAGAUCUAUGCUGCAAUUAUAACUGAGCAGAUUUGGCUUUAUAAGAAUGAGCAGUGUUUUAAGAAUGGCAUUGGAAUUACUGUAAUUGAGGCCAGAGGCGCUACAAUCCGAGAUGGAAAGAACAAAAGCUUUGACCUCAUAACUCCUUACAAGGUCUUCAGCUUCACGGCCGAGUCGGAGCGGGAGAAACGGGAGUGGAUGGAAACUCUGCAGGAGUCUAUCGCAGAGACACUGUCCGAUUAUGAGGUUGCUGAGAAAAUCUGGUCUAACCGCUCCAACAGGGUAUGUGCGGACUGCAAAGCCAUCAAUCCUGACUGGGCUUCCAUCAAUCUCUGUGUGGUCAUUUGCAAGAACUGCGCAGGCCAGCACAGAGGACUGGGCACAAUGGUGUCCAAAGUGCAGAGUCUGAAACUGGACACCAGUGUUUGGAGCAAUGAGAUCGUUCAGCUCUUCAUAAUGCUGGGUAAUGACCGAGCCAAUGAGUUCUGGGCUGCCAGGUUGCCAGCAGCUGAUGAAAUGGACUGUGAUGCUUCUCCAGAACAGCGGAGGGAGUUCAUAACCCAGAAAUACAAAGAAGGGCGUUUCCGCCACCCUCACCCCAGCUUUAGCACGCAGGAAGAAUUACUUAAGGCACUGUGCACAGCUGUGACUGAACAGAACCUCUUGAAGACAGUCACUCAGUUAUUUGCAGAGGCAGAAGCGGCCCGACUCUCCGACUCGAAUGGACACGAGAAGCACCUGUCUCUGCAUUACCCUUACACACAGGCCUCAGAUUCCAGUGUGUAUGAUGAGAUCAUGCAGCCAGUCUUGUAUUCUGGCUACCUCUACAAGUCAGGCUCCAUGAACAAAGGCACUUUAUCCCGCAGAACCAGGGAAGAUUUUCAAAAGUAUUGGUGCUCGGUGGAGAAGUCUCUUCUAUUUUAUGAGUCUGAUAGGUGCCAUGAGCCCAGCAUGAAGAUAGAGAUCAAAGACAUCAUCUGUUUAGGAGUUAGCAGGCCUGACUCAUGCACCAACAACAAUGGUUUCAUUGACAGCUCCCUUUGUUUUAGGUUUCGAUACACUUUCGAACUCUACCUGACAUCUGAAAAGCUUGUCCAGUUUGGCUUAGAAACUCCAGAAGCGCUACACAGUUGGGCAAAAGCUAUAGGAAAGGCCACCACGCCUCUGAGCUGCCACUGCUUACUGACAAGGGAGUUUCAGCGUGUAGGCAUGUUGCGCUAUAAAGCCAUGCUGGACCCGCGACAGUGGAAAGAGGGCUUCUUUGUUCUGCAAAAGUCUAACCUCUUCAUUUGCCCUGGAAAUGAUGGUGCUGCCGAGGACAUUAUUAACCUGAAACGCCUGCAGGAGCUCAGUAUUGCAUCAGAGACUGACAACCAUGAAAAGAAAGACAUUUUGGUUUUAGUGGAAAAAGGAAGGACCCUACACCUAAAGGGCAUGGGGCGUACAGACUUUUCUCUGUGGUACACCGACAUCCAGAAGGCAGCAGGAGGCAAAGCCAACACGCUGAAGGACCAACAGCUGAGUAGGAAUGACAUCCCCAUUAUUGUGGACAGCUGCAUUGCUUUUAUUACACAGUAUGGUCUUGGCCAUGAAGGGAUAUACAGGAAAAAUGGUGCCAAGUCCAGGAUCAAGCUUCUGAUGGAAGAGUUCCGGAAGGAUGCUCGCAAUGUGAAACUCCGCAUCGGAGAUAAUUUCAUUGAGGAUGUCACAGAUGUGCUGAAGAGGUUUUUCCGUGAGAUCGAUGACCCCAUAUUCAUGGCUGAUCUGCACCCGUACUGGAAGGAGGCUGCCAAAAUAUCUAAUAAGACGCAGAGAUUGGAUAGAUAUAAAGAGCUCAUUCGUGGUUUGCCACGAGUCAACCGCACCACUUUGGCUGCUCUCAUCAGUCACCUCUACAGGGUACAAAAAUGUGCCAACCUGAACCAGAUGUGCACAAAGAACCUGUCUUUGCUGUUUGCCCCAAGCCUCUUUCAGACAGAUGGUAAAGGAGAGCAUGAAGUAAAGAUUGUAGAGGACCUCAUUGACAACUAUCUCUAUGUCUUUGAUAUUGAUGAAGAACACAAAACACAGAUUGAACUGGAAAUUAGUCUCAUCACAACCUGGAAGGACACACAGCUCUCUCAAGCAGGAGACUUGAUUAUUGAGGUUUAUCUGGAGGAAAAAACACCAGACUGCUGCAUCACUCUAAAAGUUUCCCCCACUAUGUGUGCUGAAGAACUCACUAACCAGGUGCUGUAUAUGAGGAAUAUCCCUGCAAGUGAAAAGGAUGUGUGGAUGACCUUUGAAACCAUUGAGGAUGGGGAGCUUGAACGGCCUCUACACCCAAAAGAAAAGGUUCUGGAACAAGCACUUCAAUGGUGUACCAUGGCUGAUCCUAGCUCUGCAUAUUUGUUGGUAAAGAAGGUGCCCAGAGGAGAGGUGAUUGACAUCUUUACAGCGUACAAAAGUGAAAUUAUAAAGUUUGGAGUCCUGAAGUGCCGAGAGGAGCCACCCAAACUUCUGCAAGGGACCAAGUUCCAGGAGCAUCUGUUCCAAAUCCAGGAUCACAAAUUACUCUUAAUGAAAGAUAAGAAAACCAACAAACCUGAAAAGGAGUGGCCACUAAAAACUAUGAAGAUUUACAUUGGAAUAAAAAAGAAGUUGAAACCACCAACAAAAUGGGGUUUCACUGUGAUAAUAGACAAACAUCAGAUGUAUCUCUGUUGUUCCAGUGAAACAGAGCUUUGGGACUGGAUGACCAGUCUCCUGAAAGCACAGAACGAUGACCUGCGGCCUCCGGUGAUGAGACGCCACUCCUCUUCUGACAUCUGCAAGCAAAAGUUUGGCACCAUGCCCUUAGUUCCAAUCCGUGGAGAAGAGAGCAACACCAACACCAACUCCACCAUGCUUUCUGCCAAUCAGACCCUGAGAAAGCUACAUGAUAGGAGGACAUUAUCAAUGUAUUUUCCAAUGAAGGUGCAACAUGACUCAUUGGAGGAACAAGAUGAAAGCCCAGAGCCACUCUAUGAGGAGGUUGGUGACUUUGGCCUGCAGGUGCUGAAGUCCCUGGAGAACAGCUUUCUAUCCACUGGCCAUUCCAGGAGUUUGGAGGUGCCUCCGCGCGCCGAGAGUCUUGUCCAGGGAAAGAGCAGGUCUCUGGAUCGCACAGUUGUCCCAAAUCUAACCCUUUCUAGCGGUGGAGACGGAUCUUUGGACACGCUGAGGCAUGCGGAACCACGUGUCUCUUUAGAGCGCAAAUCCUGUAGUCCUUCAGAAGAGCUGCUGUUACAUGAACUCUCAACAAUUUUUAGGAAACCAGAAGAUGAUGAACAGUGAUUUUCUAAAAGCCUGACUUAAGAUGACCAGCUGCACCUUUCUUACACAUCCAAGCCCAGAAACCGGUAUUAUAUCCUGUAGUCUGGAUGUGCAGUUCUACUUAAAUGUCUUUAAAGUUUUUUCUCACAAGGAUUUUGAGCAUGGCUAUUAGUCACAUGCUUGUAUUAUUUCACAUUCAUUCAAUAUUCUGGUAUUAUAUUGGACAAUUGACUUCUAAUAUCUGUAAUUCUUUUAAGUGCUUUGUAUAUAACUGGUAUGGAAUAUCAGCUGGUAUAUGACCUGCUUGUGUUAACAAACUUGACUUAUUUUAAGCAAUCUUUAAAGACCAAAUAGAACAUCUCAGUUUAGUUGUUCAUAAUCAGGCUAUGAAGUUUCACGCUUUCUGUGUUGUUUUUUAAUAAUUAAACUGCCAUAUUUAGUCAUGA